AUGAGCAUUACUCAUUGUAUAUUCGAUUUAGAUGGCUUAUUAUUAGAUACUGAAUCAAUCUAUACUGAAUGUAUACAGAAAUUAUGUGCACAAUAUAAAAAAAAUUUUACAACAGAAAUAAAACUUAAAAUGAUGGGAAGAUCAUCCUUACAAGCAGGACAAAUAUUAAUUCGUGAAUUGGAUUUACCCAUGACUGAGGAAGAAUAUUUAAUAAAAUCAACGGCACUUUAUAUGGAAGCAUUUCCAUCGUCUCAAUUGUUACCAGGUGUUGAACGACUUAUUCGACAUUUAGCAGCUCACAAUAUUCCAAUAGGAAUUGCUACAGGUUCUAGACGUGAAUUAUAUACGGUCAAAACUAAUAAUUAUCGUGAAUUAUUUGAAUUAUUCAAUCCAAUUAUUUGUACAGAACCAAUGGAAUUACGUUUAUGUAAACCAGCACCAGAUAUAUUUCUUGCGUGUGCAGCAAAAUUUUCUAAACCACCUCUUUCAGUGAGUCAAUGUUUAGUAUUUGAAGAUGCUGAAGCUGGUAUUCAAGCUGCUCUUGCUGCUGAAAUGAAAGUUGUAUUUAUACCAAGUUUACCUAUAAGUGCCUAUGAUCCAGCAAUUAUCAAACAAGCUACAUUGACAUUAGAUAGUCUUCUUAAAUUUGAUCCUACUGAAUUCGGUCUACCGCCAUUUGAUGAUGUUUAG
This is a messenger RNA of Rotaria sordida, 690 nucleotides long. The record is from the annotation of a GenBank genome assembly. NCBI's taxonomy places the organism in Eukaryota, Metazoa, Rotifera, Eurotatoria, Philodinida, Philodinidae.